This is a messenger RNA of Bemisia tabaci, 1972 nucleotides long. Lineage: Eukaryota; Metazoa; Arthropoda; Insecta; Hemiptera; Aleyrodidae. The record is from RefSeq and is a predicted model, not a curated record.
GCCGCAGGACCGUCCCGUCAGUGACGGUUCACCCCCGGGCACAUUCACCCGCGCUCUUUCAUCUCGUGAAGGAUUCUAGGGAUGGUCGCAAGCGUUUUGCCGACACACUUGAGAAUGAACCCAAUGCAGCCGAUGAUGAGUUCCUACGGUGGCGCCGCCGCAAAUAGUUUAUGCUGCUGUUUGUCUUGCUUCAAUUUGAAAAUCUUACAGACGCCUGUAGGAAUCUUGAAAAUCUCACAAGUUGUUGUAGCGAGUAUAUGUCAGAGUUUGCUUCUGAAUUUCGGGCUCAAGCACGCACUUACGAUCGGAUUUUCUUUCGAAUCUUUCCUGUCAACUGUAGCAUCUUGCAUGAUGACGUCAUCGGUUCUCCUCCUAUCAUACGUCCUCUCCAGCAAAUCUUACAAACUCAUUCGCUCCUCGAUGUUCGAAUUAUUAUUCAACUGCAUGGCAGCUAGUUUGUACCUGAGCACAUCUGCGUACCUUUGGUUUGCAGUCAAUACUUUCCUGUAUCCAUACUACUUGAUCACGCCAUUUUACACAGUUUAUCCUGCAAUGACUGCUGCCUACAUGUUCGGUUUUGUUCUGGGCGGUCUACACCUCAUUGACGCGUACAUAGCAUUGAAAAAUUUCAGAGGAUACUUCUAAGGACGAAGCAAGAAGAUUUCCUCGAACGUACAGUAAUGGCUGGCGCCAAGACUAAAGAUCAGCGCAGCACAGGAACUUCCCACGCAAAGGAUGCCCCGUGUCCGUUAUAGGCUAAGAAAAGACAAAAUAAAAAUGUCCAAUGAAGUCUGCACUCAAAACACCUAGCAAAUAGAUCGACACACGGACAUUUAACUUUUUACUGCACGACAGCUAGGAUGGACUGAUAAAACCUCAUGGUUUGCUAACAGGCGUUUUGAAGUGAAAGUGAGAAAGUUACACUCUUUCAAAACACGAGAUCCUUCCAGAGUUCUUAAAGAUCCAAUUUUGAGGAACAGCGCGGGCUGAUUGUGGAAAUUGAUAGGCAAAGCGAUAGACAAAGAAGACAAUGGAGUAUGGAGCGACCCAAUUGAUUGAAAUGGUUGGUUUCAGGGUCUCUCGUGCGGGUUGCCUUUCGUUAGUCUAUUAUCUACCUUCCUUUAUUCAUUGUACCCACCCGCUUCCACCAAUAGGAUCCCUCCAUAUACCUUUUGUCUACUUUCUCUAUAGCUUUGUCUAUCAAUUUCAACAAUCAGCCCGCAGUCCUUUUGAGAGAGGUGAAGUCCCUUCUGGAAUCCUUUUAGAGAGAGAGAGUUGAGACAACGCAACGUAUGGAUGUCACAAACUGGAAUGAAGAUUACAGAAAUCGGGCGUUUUUUGUAAUUUUUGAUCAACCUAUUCCCGAAUACCUGUCUCCGAUAUCCCUCUCUCAUUCCAUUUGUUCCUUGCCGUACCCUGCGGUGGAGGGGGAGGGGGAGGCGGAGAGCCCACGUGCUACAAUCACUUAAAUACGGCAAUGUUUUCUAUUUUUUCUCUAACACUAAACAAUCGAGGGUUUUUUAAACAUUAGCAGAUCCAGCAAAUUGGCAACAUUGCUUCUACCCUAUUUAAACCUAUGGGAAUGUGUCGAUUCUUGUGGAGGCCAGGUGCUCUGACAAGAAUCGAUUAUUUAACAUGGGUUUAAAUGGAGGAAGUCCGAUGUUGCCAAAUUGCUGGAUCCGCCCCUGUUUUUGAAGUCAAAUUGCAUUGCUAUCACGAACGAGCAUUACUUAGAUACAAUGAGCAAAGUUGAAAAAUUUUCCAAUUGGACGUAUUUCUGCCAAACGGAACUGUGUACAUUCAGACACAAGCCCUGAGACCCGUAAGAAUAUAUGCACAACAGGACUCAUGUCAUACUGACAAAUACUGACUAAUUGACUGACUGACUGGUGCACACUUUUAUUCUAAUUUAUUUCGUGUGUUUUUUAUAUCAUCCAAAAUAAAAAUAAAAUCUACAUUUUUAUAACGUUUA